Xyrichtys novacula (pearly razorfish) is the source of this 13530-nucleotide messenger RNA. The record is from the annotation of a GenBank genome assembly. NCBI's taxonomy places the organism in Eukaryota, Metazoa, Chordata, Actinopteri, Labriformes, Labridae.
GUCCCACCCCAAAAAUCUGUGAAAGCAUCUGUUGUUCUUUCGGACUUUACCGGUGCUCAGAGACAUGAAUGAGAGGCACACUGUAACAGAGUAAAAGCAGUUUGUGUCCUCUCUCAGAAAUCACUGACGCUGAAGGGGCAGCACAGCAGGGCUCAGCACUGGGGAGAAAAACGAAGUUUGUACAAGUAUGGAAAAAAAUCUUUUUUGAGAAGCCGAAAAGUUAAAGAAAUUGGAUCAAGGUAAGAAGCCUUAUUUGUUUCAUUAUUGUUUAUUCCACAUUUCACAGACAUGUUGAAAAUGUAAAUUAUUGUCAGCCCAGCUGUGCUUUUUAGUUUAUAGUCUAUUAAGAAUGAUUGGUCAUAGAAAAGUUUUCUUGUGUUUUUUCUCUAUUGUUUGCUUGUUGCUCUGACUCCUAAUUUUUACCCUCUUUAACUAAUCACAUGGAUCCCUUUGUUUGAUCUUGCUUUUUAGGAAUUUAUAUGUCCUUGGUUUUUACCUUUUUUUUUUUUGCUCUUUUUUACUCAUGUCAACUGAACCAAUACAAGUGUGAGAUACAUACAGUACCACCUUUUAAAUUCUGACAUCUAUUUAGAUUUUUAAAAAAGAGAGAAAGAAAGAAAUUAGAUCUUCUUUUCCCCCGCAGUCAUUUGGCUCAUGGCAUUGCCCUCAGCCUCUGUGACUCCAGAUAAUGUCUCACAUCAGCACUGACAGAGCAGGAAGUCCCACAUCUCUGGGGGAACGUUAGAGUCACUUACACUUGGAAACUACUACUCGUGGAUUUCCACCUCCUGCCCUAGAAAGUGGAUCAUGUGAUCUUGGGAUGUUGAUGAUCUAGCUCCAUCUCUCAGACAGGUUUAAUACUCAGUGGGCACUCUCCCCACUCACACACCUUCACCUCCAAACUAAAUCCCUCACUCUUGGUCUAUUAUACUAGUUUAUCAAGAGCAGACUCUCUUUGUCCCUCUGUCUUUUUACUAUCCGGUACCCGCUGAAGUGUAAAGGCAUGAUAAUCCUGCUUGUCAGACAGGGAUGUGAGUCAUGCCUCCCCCCUUAGAGGGACCCCAACUCCCCUGUUUGUGUUGCUCCUUUAGAGAGCAGUCUGGUUUAUAUAGGUUGUCAGCGUCAUGAGCAAACUCAGUAAAGUGUGGAGGGACAUGUGAGGAUGUUGUGUUGUGACAUUCACACACUGACUGCAGAAGUGUGCGACAAAGUGUGUAUUUGAGUGUUAGGAAACAAUUUGUGUGUUUUGAGCAGACAGGUGGUGUGAUCCUGCAUGCUACAGAAAACACACUCCUCUGACCGAUGAGAGGCUGUAUUCACAAAGUGUUAUUGGUGUUGGCAUCAGUAGUUUCCUAUGUUUUUAAUAUACCCCCACCCCAACACCAGAGCCCUUCUUAUGACUCAUAGUUUUGAAAAAAGAAGUCUUUUUUUGUUUACCUUUGUCAAUCAUUCAUGCUGAGUGGCUGUGUUCUGUGUUUCUCCAGGAAGCCCUGAUGCUUCAGCGUCAUUUCCAGCUCCCCUUUGAAGAGGAAUUUGACACAUCUUUGUGAUAAAAGGGAUGAAUGAGGUACAGAAGGUUUAAAUGUCAAAUGUUUACUCUCAGUCCUGUCUCAGACCUCAAGCAAGAUGUCCCACACCCUCUUAAUUAAAGUCAUAAUGAAAUUUAUAAUUGGUUCAUCUCAAAAUGUAUCUUAUUAUUAUUAUUCAACUUGCUGUUCUCAUGUUUGCAAUUAAAAAACAAAAAUUGGUCCAAUUAUUGUUAUACCAGGGUCAUCUGGGGUGGGACUAGUUUAAAGUGAGGAGCGCCCUCUAGAAUGAAAUUAAUCAAAUACAGUUUUUUUCUCAGGAUGAAGAGCAAUUUGUCAGCAAAGGACCAAAACUGGGAUUGAUAUAUUAAGAAAUUUAUGUUUUCAAAUGUUUAUUUGGAACAAAAUAUAUAUCCCUUUCUUUCAUUUAAAUGAACUAAGACUGAGUGAGAGCUUUGUUAGUUUUCAUAUAAGGCACUUUAGACACUCCUGACUGAAUCAAAGCCACUUUUACUUUCCCUUCUCUUUCAGGGCCGCUCUGCUUUACUCAGGAGGUGCCACCUUGCCUUGUCAAAGACUGACACCCUCAGCUCUGCUCCUGCCAGAGAUGCUCUCUCUGUGGAUGAUGGAGGAGCUGCUCAGCCUGAGAGCGAUGCAGCGUUCCCUCUGUGUGAGAUCUCAGACCUGUUCGAGAGCGAGGAUGGCUCCCCACCGACCCAAGACACAAGCCAGGGUUCAACUCAGGACCAGGUCCUACUCAAUCAGCCAGCGGACGGCCGGCAGAACUUGCGCAUGAAGUUCCAGGGUGCUUUCAAGAAAGGCAUUUCUAACCCCAUGGACCUGCUGGAAUCUACAAUCUAUGAGUCAAAUGUGGUUCCAGGCCCUAAGAAAGCACCCAUGGACUCACUCUUUGACUAUGGCACCUACAGGAACACCAGUAACCAGAAGAGACGAAGGAAGAAGCUCCCAAGAGGGUGAGAGAGGCCUCACUGUUUCGAAACGUAAUAACUAUGUGUGUCUUUAAACUAUGUCUGUUCAGAGAUUCACAGCCUGUUUUAACAGUGGUGAACUUAUGAGACCGGACUUAAGGGCUGGUUUGGAAAAAUGUCAUAAAGUAAAACAGCCCCCACAACUGCCACUGUAGACAGAGGUGUGCCACAAGAGGACGUACACACACACACACACACACAGACGUAGGAACACACACGAACCCACUGUGAACCAAGUAGUGCCUCAUUCACUGAUCUAACAGAGAGCAUGUUGUUGGUGAGUCUGCAGCAGUUGAGGUAAUAUUUAUGCUGCUCUCAGUUUCUGGCUGCACUACCUGUCCCAAACACACAGGGCUCUUUUUAUGUCGUUUGAGGGUGUGGCAGAUAGCUCAAAAGAUGGUUUUCACCUCAAACACACAUAAAGUUUCCUGUCAAUGAAAGUAAAAAGAUUCAAAGUGAAUUCCAGAUUAAAUUUUUAGUUUAUUUCAAACUGAACAUGUGGCGCAGGAUAGUCAUAUAACGAUUUUGUGUCUUUGCAGUAAAACUGAAACAUCGUGCGAUGAUGCUCAAAGUCCAGACCCCCCAAAAGUGAUGAAAAUAUUCAAUCGCUCUCUCCUCUUCGACUGCGUGUCACGCGGAGACUCUGUGGCUCUGGACGGCCUGUUGGAGUACCUGCAGAGUCAUGAGAAGAGGUUAACCGACGAGGAGUUCAGAGGUGAGAUCAGACGGACUUCAGUUGACUGAAUACCUGUCAAAAUUCAGACUUUAGGUAACUAAUUACUAUCAUUGUUUGAAUGAGGAUUUGAGCUACACCAGCACCUCUAUAAGCUUUUAUUUUGGUGCGUAACACAAAUUGAAAUUUUCCCUAUUACAUAAGGAUCCUGUCAAGUUUAUCGACUUCAAUCCAUAAACAGACUUGGCCUUCAUAGCUUUAACUCAGCUUUAUCCCGUGACUGUUUCACCUUUGACCUUUUGCAUUAUCUUGCCUUGCUCUCGCUGCUGUUUCUGGCUCAGAGGAUGUGACAGGGAAAAGGUGGAGUAAUGUCAGAGUCUUUGUCCUGCUAGAGGCAGGCCUGAGGAAGCUUCCUGUGUGUGUCUGUGAGGGAUUUUCUCAGGGUUAUAACAAGGAGCAGAGAGAAAUCACAGCAAACUGUCAACUCCUUUGGAUUGUUAAAUAGGGCCUCACAGUCUCCUAAAAACUGGAUGACUAAAAAUAGUAUAGGACUUACAUGGCCCCCUUUUUAACUCUAAAUACCCAACUACUUGUUUAAUUGUGCAUGUAAAAAAAUGUAGGUAUGCUUUUGUGAUGUAUUCAUUCAUGGGAUGGAUUAGGAUAUCCAAUUUUAUCAGAGAAUAUGACAGAUUAAUGUGGAUUUAGAUUACACAUGGAGAUAUUCUGGAUGAGCUUGUGUGAUUGAACAUCCAAGAAAACAAAGAAACAGAGAUUAAAAACUUUGGAAUACAUUUAUUUUUCAUUAAGUCAAAGUGAACACUGUAAACAAUGUUGCAACAGAGAGUGUCUAAUUCAACAGAGAUGUUUGAUUAGUCGUAGAGAUAACGGGUAAGUGGCAAAUUUACCCAGCAAAAAGUAAAUAGAUGGCAAAAAGUAAAAUAAUGAUUGAAAUGCGAGGCUAACAUUAAGACAUAAUGGCAGUUUUAAGUAAACGGGAAAAUUGUGGUUAAAAAGUUCAUAAAAUAAGCAAAGAGAAAUGGAUGGGCAGUUAUAAUAGAAAGCCAAAAACAUUUUUAAAAAUGUACAAAAUGAGCAGGAAAAAAGUAUUAGCUUGAAGUAACUGUUUAAACUGAAAAGGUGAAAUAGUUACAUCAACAUUAAGUGUUGGCAGUUCAAAUUGUGAGCUUCAGGUAAUGUAUAAAUAGUUUGAUUUGAUUGCUUACAUUGAUUGGCAGUAGGGAAAUAGGUCACCAAAUAAUGCGUUUAAUAAACAGGCAAAAAUAAAGGAAGGAAAAAAUCCAAAUCAUCAACUGCAAAAGGUCAGUAGCAUGACUUCAGUGCUGUUACAUGCUGGUUUUUACAAUAACAAAUGGACAAAUACUUUAUAUAUUUGGCCAAAUGAAGCAUUGACAGUUCAAAUAAAGUGAAUACGACAGUUAUUAGUCGAUUCUAAAUUAAAACAAACUGUUUUUCUCGUAUUAAUUUUUCUUUUUUUUGUAAUGAUUCUUAUGUCUCCCAGAGCCGUCCACUGGUAAGACCUGUCUGCCUAAAGCCCUGUUGAACCUUUACGGAGGGCAGAAUGAGACCAUCCCUCUGCUAGUGGAAAUAGCAGAGAAGACGGGAAACCUCAGAGAGUUUAUAAACACGCCUUUUAGGGAUGUUUACUACAGAGGUAUGUACAAACUGAAUGAUGAACGCAUUCAGUUACAUAAAGCUAAUUUGCAUUUUGUGAAAAGUAAGUAAGACUCUUAGUGUAACUUUAUGGACCACUGUGAAUCUUUCAUUCUCAGAGUUUUGGUUUGGUUUUUGUUUUCUUGAGAAUGACUGCAGCUCUCUUAGCUGGUGGAUGAGGCUCAGUUUAUGUGAAAAGGUCUGUAUUCAUAGUUAGUGUAUACAGAGAGUGUUUAGAGCUCUAUAAAUGAGAGGGUCCAGGUCUCCACUCAUGAAACAAGCUUCAAGAACAAAAUGUAAGACAAAAUGUGGAGCUACGUUAAACAUUUUCUCCAAGACUGGCUAUUUUGCCCUUUAACUAACUGCUACAGCUUCCACGUAUUUGUUAAUAUAUUUAAGAGGUGCUUAUUCUGCUUUGGAAACAAAUUUUAUAAGACAUAAAAAAUGUUUGAAGGCCUGUUUUGUUAAAGGAUUCUGCCCCACAGAAACCACCUGCACAUAAAUGUUGCUCUGGCUCCUUACUGCUUUCUUCUAAAUGACCUCUGACCUCAAUCUCAUAACUUCACACCAGUUUCUCAUUCAAAGAUAAACAAAAAACACUUGGCACAUAAAAAGACUUCACACACUUUUCACAUUACUUACAUUUCCUUGAGGUAAACUCUGUAUCACAUUUUUCAAUAAACAGGACACUUAAGUAGGAUUCUGCAAUAAAUGUAAUAGCUAAAAUAUUUCUUUUUUGUUGUGUUUUGUGUAUUAACAGGCCAGACGGCGCUCCACAUUGCCAUAGAGCGACGCUGUAAGCAGUAUGUAGAGCUACUGGUGGAGCAGGGAGCUGACGUUCAUGCCCAGGCGAGGGGACGUUUUUUCCAGCCCAGAGAUGAAGGGGGCUACUUUUACUUUGGUAACGACAUCGCCAAUAAAUAUAUUUAUUACAGAGUCAAAAGGACAUACUUAUUUGUUCUGUGCUUUGGAAACCUUAUACUUUAACCUUAACAUUUUAGUCAGACAGUUGCGUAGAGAGUCUGAAGCUGUGACUGUGUUUUCUGCCUCUUGUGCUGAUAAUAAUGUGCUGUGUCUGUGGUUUCUAUGACUUCACUCUUUUGGUUUCCGCUCUGGGUCAGAAGUGGUUGCUCUGUCUUUUACAUCAGCGAGGUAGUACCAAAGUUUUACAAUGUGUUCUCCUGCAGCCGCCAACAUAAAAUAGUUAUGACCUUUUACUUGGUUCUGGCAGGGACACAAGGGUGAAAUUGGGUGAUAUUCGACCCACCCUUUCUCCUUUUUUUCACGCGGCAGGUUUUGGCUGAGAAUCACAGUCAUCAUACUGCUGUGGUCAAGCUAUGAAGUCUAACCUACACCCAAAUGUUUUUUGAAGCAUCGUACGAGGAACCGUCGCUAGCAGUGCUCCAUAAACACAUGAAAAGAGGAGCGUUGUGUCUUAUGUUAACAAGACUUGUCCAGUCAAAGGUGUCGGUGUCCAGCAGUGAAGAAAGUAAACUUCCUCUGUGGACCCUCCUCUGGGCAGGACUUCACUGACCCGUCAGAGCUAGAAAUAAAUCAGGGCCUAUAAACUUACCUCAUCACUGCCCUCUGCUGGAAAAAUGAAGGUGCAUCUACUGUACAUAUCCCACAGCAUGUUGUACCUAGGAAGAAAUAGGUCUUUAUUUAUAGCAUUGUAUCCUUUAAACCUGAUUUGUGAUCAUAUUCUCAUCAAAGUAAUUUAUGUGUCAUUCUUCAAAUAGAUUCAAAGGAGGCAGACACGGCUUGUUAGGGAUUCUUUUUCUUUUUUUAACCUUUCCAAUUUGAAGAAUACUUCAUUUGAUUGCAUUCAUAUGUUAUAUCCCUCUCUCAUCACAGAGAAGAUGAUUUCUAUUUGCACUUAGCAUGCUUGUCAUUCCCAAAUCCCAGCGUGUCCGGGCACAGUGUGGGUAAUUUGCUGCGGAGCUUUGCAGAGAGGUGAACAGGAACCUGGCAGGGCUGACGGCUAAUGGGAUUUAGACUCACGCUAACACUCUGCAUGCACCCGUGCAAAUCCAUGAAGAGGAGCGUUUCUAUGUGAGGUGACAAAGUAAUCUGUCACCCAUGGCAACAGCUCAUUUUCAGCAGCUGCUUUUGGCACUCUGGCCCCAUUGCGCCCCUCCCUCAAACAACUGCUAAUUGUGCAGUUUUCAUAGCAGGAAUUUGAGUCAAAUCUUUGAUCCGUGUUCAGUAUGCUUCGCAAAAUCAUACAGACACCGGUUACAGUUCUUAUUAUAAACGCUCAUGUUGAUUUGCUUAAUUUUAAUCUGAAACAUGUUUCCUUUAAUCUCUUAUGAGUUGAGUAUGAAGUGAGUACUCUUUCUCUGUGUGCACAGGUGAGCUGCCGCUCUCCCUGGCUGCAUGCACUAACCAACCUGACAUUGUGCACUAUCUGACUGAGAAUCCACACAAGAAGGCCGAUCUGCGACGCCAGGAUUCACGUGGAAACACAGUGCUGCACGCCCUGGUGCACAUUGCAGACAACACGAAGGACAACACACGCUUCCUAACUAAGAUGUAUGACCUGCUGCUCAUCAAGAGUGCCAAACUGUACCCAGACUGCAGUCUGGAGACUGUGAUCAACAACGAUGGCAUGUCGCCUCUUAUGAUGGCUGCCAAACUUGGCAAGAUAGGGGUAGGAAUAGUAAAACAAGAGUUCAAAAAAGUGAAUUUAUUUACAUUCCUGUUGGACAGAACAUUAAUAAGUCCAGGUCAGAGGUCAAAGAUCAGCUCUUCCUUGUUCUUCCAGGUUUUUCAGCACAUUAUCAGACGUGAGAUUAAAGAUGAGGAAGCUCGUCAUCUGUCGCGUAAAUUCAAGGACUGGGCUUAUGGGCCAGUGUACUCAUCUCUCUAUGAUCUGUCAUCACUGGAUACAUGCGGAGAGGAACCAUCGGUGCUGGAAAUCCUCGUCUAUAACAGCCGCAAUGAGGUGAGUCAGAAAAAUAUUUUUUUCCCCCGGGUUUAUUAUUCUGUUUUAAAUGAGUGAAUAUGAAAAAUGCAUCAACAAUGAUCUCCUCUUAUUUGCUGAGGGAUCAGGAUUUAUUCAGUUUCUGUGUAACUGCACUUUAUGUGAGUGCCGUGUGUCUGCUCCUGUUGUCAGAACCGCCAUGAGAUGCUGGCCGUGGAGCCCAUCAAUGAGCUGCUGAGGGCCAAAUGGCAGAAGUUUGCUGCUGUCACCUUUUACAUCAAUGUGGUUUCCUACCUCAUUACCAUGAUUAUCUUCACUCUGGUGGCGUAUUACCGCCCAACUCAAGGAACAGUGAGUGGAUUGAAAGUGUGGACAUGUUGGAUUAUACAGUGGACUGUCCAGUGGAAAGUAAUGAAUAUUUCCAACCAAUGGGAAAGCUCAUAAUCAUAUUUAUAUUUUUUGCAACAGCAGUUUAUUAACAUAAGCUUAUUGAGUUUACUUGUGUGUCUGAGCUAUUUUCACCACGUUUGUGUUUUGUUUCUUUAUAACACAUAGGUGUAGGUGUGUCAUUUGGGGUCAUGCAAAGGGAAAGGGACACAGUUUUUUUUUUUACCAGACAUUGUUUUUUUUUUAUUUUUUUUUUUAAUUGCCUGAAUUAAAAUGAUCUAAAGCUGAAGUCCCAAAUGGAACUUUUUAAACGUUCUUAUGAACCUGAUCGAUGCAUUUGUUAAAGUUAAGUCCAGUUUGACUUUUUUUUUGAUAAAUAGCCAGUACACUUGUGAGUUUCCUGAAUUUUUAUGUCUUUAUUUAUCUGUUUUUGUUAUGUAGGCCACACUACACAUUACAUGGCUUCAUACAGUUUAUAUAAACAGUGUUGGAGCAGAAUGUUGCAUCUAAAGUAGCAUUUUUGAUCUUAAUUAUUUUGUCUGUAUGGAAACUGAUAUGUGCAAAUGCUAGAUUGAGGUUUAACAUGCAAAUACUUAAAAGAACUGCAAGCUUUAUUUCACAUAGACAGAGGGACGUUGUUGUUAUCAAGAGAUUUAACUUAAUUUGCCGUCAACUUUUCUAAUAGUUGAACAUAAAUACAGUAAAUCUGUCAUCCUGCUUCUUUUCAGCCUCCAUACAGCUACACAACAUCAUCUGAUUACCUGCGAAUGGCCGGGGAAAUUCUAACCUUAGCGUCAGGAAUUUUCUUCCUCCUCACCAAUGUGAGUCAACACUCCCUGAUGCCUGAAAAACUGAGCUUGUAUUUUCUGCGAUAUCAUGGAAAUGUUGCUUCUGCUCUUCGCAGAUUAAGGACCUCUUCUUAAAGAAGUGCCCCGGGGUGAAAUCUUUAUUCAUCGACGGAUCAUUUCAACUGCUGUAGUAAGUCUCCAUUCUCCCUCCUUGCUUCCUCUUUUUCUCUCUCUGCUCUCACUCCUGCUGACUUUUACUCAAGGCAAACUUUGCAUCCUCUUAAGUGAGUCAUCUAAUUAAUUACUCAACCUUUUUAUAGUUUACAUCUUUAAUUAGAUGCAAUACAAACAAAGAGUAGAGAAUAUCAAACACUUUUAUGAACUCUGUUGAUGUAAAUCAUUAGAAAGAUUGCUGUUGUGUCUACGCCACAGUAAAAAAAACAGCAGUCAUCUCUUCCCGCCUUCCUGUCAUGUUUUUCUGUAGUGUCAGACAUUUUUUGGUGUUUUCUCUCCUCUCCAGCUUCAUCUACUCUUUGCUGGUUGUUGUCACUGCUGUUCUUUACCUGUCUGGUAUUGAAGCCUAUGUGUCUGUGAUGGUGUUUGCACUGGUAUUGGGCUGGAUGAACACGCUUUACUUCACCAGAGGCCUGAAGCUCACUGGCACCUACAGCAUCAUGAUACAGAAGGUUAGCUGAUGCAUAGAUACAAAAGAAAAAAACCAUGAUGUUACUACUCAGAUUGGCUUGACACUUUUUCUUCUUUUGUUUUUUGAUUGUAAGAUUUUAUUCAAAGACCUCUUCAGAUUCCUGCUGGUGUAUGUGCUCUUCAUGAUUGGAUAUGCAUCAGGUGGGUUUUAUCUGAACUUUGCAGGUUUAAAUCAAGGUUAAGUCUAACGAUUUUCACAGAGAUAUUUAAGAAUAUACAGUAUAUAUGUAUAUAUAUCAUUCCCACAUCUGUGAGGUUAAAGGAAGAUAAAGCUAACAUUUUGGGCAGGUCAUGGUUAGCUUUAAUGUUAUAGAAACAACAGUGUGUCUCUUGCAGGUUUGUUUGCUUAGCUAAGCUGAAUGUCGAACUGCUGAGUAAAACCUAACAUAGGAGUUUGCCCUUGCUAUAGUCUUAAUGCUAAACAAAACAAACCAUCAGGCAGUGAACUUAAAGCUAACAGGGUGUCGCCCAGUUUUGCUCUGCUUUAGGCUUUGCUGGACUAACUGUACCCUGGCCCCGGCUGUAUGUACGAACAGGAAGAUAAAGUACCUACAAAGCCCUCUAUAGUUCACUACUAAACCUACGUUCUCUGUUUGAUUGGUGCAAAACCCUUUCAUCCAAAUUAGGUCUGUUGAUGUUAAAUACAGGUAAAAUGACUGAUUAUGUAUGACUUCUUCCAGUUUUUGUGUUUUGUUUUGUGUUGUAUAGUUGUAUAGAUCCUCUCCUGUAAUGAACAGCAUGAAAAUAUUGACCGCAACAAAGCCACAGACACAAAGCCUAACCUCUUCUGUUUCCCUUCACAGCUCUGGUGUCCCUGUUGCCAGUGUGUCCUCCAGUGGGAACCGACUGCAGAGGAGAUUGCCCCACCUACCCUGAGUGCAGAGACCCAGAGACCUUCAGUAACUUCCUUCUGGAUCUAUUUAAGCUGACCAUUGGGAUGGGAGAACUGGAUAUGAUCGACAGUGCGCAGUAUCCUGCUGUCUUCUUAAUCCUGGUGGUUACCUACAUCAUCCUCACCUUUGUGCUGCUGCUUAACAUGUUGAUCGCUUUGAUGGGGGAGACGGUGGGACAGGUGUCCAAGGAGAGCAAGAAGAUCUGGAAAUUACAGGUGAGAUGGUGGUGGACAGUAUACAUACAAUUUCAUAUUCUUAUUAAUUCUUGUUAUGGUGUGCAGAAAGUUUGUCAUAAUUUUGAGAUGUAGAAGUACAAAAUGUUUAUCUCAACUUGCAUACUUUUUUUGUGGUGUUUAGAGUUUACCAAUGACAGGCGUCAAAACUUACCAACAUUAGCGUGGUAACCUGAUCACAAGGAUAGUGCUGAUGCUACAUUGUUAGCAGAUCUAGGAUUUAGCACACUCAUUAUUCCAACAAGAUGAAAACAUAAAGAAGCUCACAGUUGAGCUUAGCUUAAUGUACAUAUCACAAUUUGUUGAGCUUUAGUUAUUUUUGGGUGGCAGUAGCUCAGGAGGUAGAGCGCUCAGCCAAUAACUAGAAGGUUGGCGGUUCAAACCCUGUCCAUCCCGAGUCUGUCUGUUGUGUCCUUGGGUAAGACACCUAACUCACCUUGCUCCCAGUGUGUGUCCUCCACUGGUGUAUGAUUGUGAGUGUUGUGUGGUGGUGGUGGUCGGAGAGGCCGUAGGCCCAAACUGGCAGCCACCUUUCCAUCAGUCUGCCCCAGCUGUGACUACUAAGGUCAUUUACCACCACCAGGGUUUGACUGUGUGAGCGAAUGAAUGAAUGAUGAAUCCAAUGUAAAGCACUUUAAGGUCAAUGACAAAAAGUGCUAUAAAAUCUGAUAUAUUCUACUACAUGUGGAGAAAAAUCCCACUCAUAACUAAAUUGAAUGUUAAAGUUUCUCAAAAUGUAUUAAGCAUUGAGAAGGGUAAAUAUCUUUUCCCUUAAGUAGCAUGAACACUUUCCUAACAUGUUUAUGGAUUUGUAUGUAAUGUUGAUCCAUAGUGGGCAACCACCAUCUUGGACAUUGAACGCUCUUUCCCAGUCUGCCUUCGAAAGUCUUUUCGAGUAGGAGAGAUGGUGACAGUGGGAAAAAACUCGGACGGCACACCUGACCGACGCUGGUGCUUCAGGUAUUUUGCAUAGACACCUAUCAUGAGGUGCACCACGAGCAGCACCAUGUCACUUCAAAGAAAACAGCCAAUCCUAAUAUUGUCCUGUAAUAUCAGGGUGGAUGAGGUGAACUGGUGCCACUGGAAUCAGAACUUGGCGAUAAUCAACGAGGAUCCAGGCAAGAAUGAGACGUGUCAAGCCAACGGGUUACAGCAGAGCGUCCGAGCCUUAAGAAGAGGUGAGGUCUCCUUCUGUGCUCUCAUAAAUGAAUUUAUUCAGACAAAAAAAAAAAAAAGAUUUUCUUUCUGCAGAAGAUAAAAUAAAAUCCUUCCUGUUUUUAUCCUGCUCCAGACCGCUGGUCUACAGUGGUUCCCCGGGCAGUGGAGUUAAGUAAGGGUCCACGAAACCGUGAUCUGGUGGUAGAGAUGGAGCCGCUGACAUCCAGGCACUGAUGCCCUCCUGAUGAGGAGACAGCAGAGGGCAAUCGGCAUCAGCGGGAUCACUCUGCAGGGAACAGUUUGGCCAAUAAGUGCACUCAUUUCCAUAGAUCUUUGGUGCCUUUUGUGCAGAGGAAGUAUAAUGACUAUUAAAGCUGGUCUAUGUAUUUGGCUUAAGGAGGCACUUAGACAUACUGGAUGUGUAAUGGAAGUGAAAAUGAGUACGGCUGUUAUAAAAACCAAACAAAGUUAAAGAUAUUUACUCUGAGAAUGAAGUGAAGGACCCACAAUGCUUUAUUUUGUGAACUUUUACUUGUCGUAUAAGAAUCAAAACUAUAUCAUAACACUGUACUUUACCUCUGUAUGAAGGACAACAGUGACUGACCUCUCAGGGAUUUAAAAGGAUGAAAUAGUUCAGCAUUUCUAGUCUCAUUUAAGUCUUACAGAAUCAUGAAUUCACUGUGUGCUUAAAAAAAAAAGUUAAUUACUGUAUUAUUGCAUUAGCAGUGUAAUCAAAAGCUUUUAUAGAAAUGCCAUCUAAAGAUUUAUAAGCAAUAUAUGAUGUUUUUUUUUAGGAAAACAUUGUAAUAUAUAUUCACAGGCUUGGAAAGUAAAGUUAGCUUUUAAUUCGCUUGCUUGAUGUUUAAGAGGUUCCUUUAUAAGGAUUUUAUUUGAUACACUUAUUUAAAUGUUUACAACCUUCGGUGAACAGAAGAAGGACAAAUGUAUUUAUGAAACAUGUUUCUUCUCAAUUUACUUCAAUGAAUUAAUUAAUAGUUUCAAAGUAUAGAAGUGUCAGGCUUGGACUGCCAGCUGAGGCUGCACAGCUUUCAUUUGAACUGAAACAAUGCACUAUGACAGUUUGUGAUGUGUGCAUUAUUACAUGAACACAAAGACAUUGUUCCGAACAAGAUGGGCAUGAUGAGCAGGUUAGAGUUGUCAAGCAAAUAUGCAAAUGCUAGACAAUAGCCCUCUGUGUUAUGGUUUGUCUUUGAAUUUCCACAGUUAUUGUUCCUUUGCAGCUGGGGUAUUUGCAUAAUCAACUCUCAGGCCUUGCUAUUAUGUGCCUUCCCCCUAUUUGCUGCAGUGUUUUCAUUGCAAUUGGCUCCUUGCCCUAUAUAGCUUCUUGUUUAUACAACUACUGUAUGUAUGCAUGUAUUUGCGUUAUUGUGCUGCAUGACAGGGUUUGAUUAAGAGCAGAUAGAGCCUGCAGUUCAUCUUCGAUAAUUCAUUACUGCUGAAGGUCACAAGCCAUUGUUCACCGUGUUUACAUUGCUUUUAUAGAGAGAAAUGUCUAUACGUUUUUAUAUUUGUACAUAAGUGCACAAAACAAUAAACACUGAAAACAUUUCCUAAACCGCAAAA